Perkinsus marinus ATCC 50983 is the source of this 461-nucleotide messenger RNA. RefSeq lists its product as hypothetical. The annotation marks the transcript as partial. The record is from RefSeq and is a predicted model, not a curated record. NCBI's taxonomy places the organism in Eukaryota, Perkinsozoa, Perkinsida, Perkinsidae. The transcript has 5 exons.
AUAUCCCUCAAUCGCUGCCGAACUCCAUCGAGAUCUCCGCCGGACCUUCCCUGGAUCUGACUACUUCAAUAAGGACAGCAACCUGGACGCGCUCGGCCGGGUGAUCUACACCUUCGCAGCAAGUAACUCCUACGUUGGCUACUGUCAAGGAAUGAAUUUCGUCAGCGGUAUGUUACUGCAAGUGACUCACUCAGAGGAUGAUACUUUCUGGCUACUGUGCCUGCUCAUGCACAGACACAAUCUAGCUCCGCUCUUCACCGUUGAUAAGGCACUAUUAUCCUUACUGAAAUACACAUUUACUCGACUUUUAGAAACGCAGCUCCCCCAUCUGAACAACGAAGCCGAGGGCAUCAUCAUCGAUGUAACAGAUAUGUACGCUACGAAGUGGUUCAUGACACUGUUCGCUUACAGUUUACCUCUUACUACUGUCUUGAGGCUUUGGGAUUACUUGUUCGCGUCUA